Ordospora colligata OC4 is the source of this 843-nucleotide messenger RNA. RefSeq lists its product as uncharacterized. Gene Ontology annotation, biological process: mRNA splicing, via spliceosome. Lineage: Eukaryota; Fungi; Microsporidia; Ordosporidae. The transcript has a single exon. Bases 1 to 843 code for a protein of 280 amino acids. Gene Ontology annotation, cellular component: precatalytic spliceosome; Prp19 complex; catalytic step 2 spliceosome. The record is from RefSeq and is a predicted model, not a curated record. Gene Ontology annotation, molecular function: protein binding.
AUGGAUUACAAGCUCACCACAGUGAUGAAAAUCCACCAAGGCUGGAUAAAGUCAAUAGACAUAGAUCCUUACGAUGCAUUCGUUGCCUCCUCUUCAAUGGAUAGAUCUAUAAAACUAGUUGAUAUAAAAACUAAGCAACUACUCGCUUCUAUCUCACAAAAGUCCGUAUGUGAAGAUGUAAAAUUCAGUCAAACACAUCCUUAUAUUUUCUGUGCUUCUAAUGAUGGAUUGAUAAGAUGCUAUGACCUUGUUGAUAGAGAGUUCAUAAAAGAAUAUUACGGGCAUAUGUCAUCUGUAUUGUGCUUGGAUACUUAUGAAGACAUGCUUUUCAGUGGAUCUGCGGAUUGCACCGUCAGAGCUUGGGAUAUAAGAACCAAGACUUGCGCUUCUAUCAUGAAAGGACACUCACUUCCAAUCAACCGCAUUAUAUAUAGACACAACAGUAUUUACAGCUGUUCAAUGGACGGAUGCAUAAAUGUCUGGGAUAAAAGAAACCUCAGGUCCUCUCUUGCAAUUAUAAGCUCAAAUGUAUCAGAUAUGUGCUUCUGUGGAGACUCACUAUUCAUAUCAAAUAGCAAAGCAGUAUUUGAGUGCAAGCAACCUCUGGAUACAGUAAUCCAAGUAAAUACUCUUUGUCUGCAGCACUAUGAUGAUCAACACUAUAUCAUUGGCUCUGAUGAGUUCAUAAUCAUCAAGUCAAAAGACACGAGCAUUCCAGAUCAUAGAGUCAACAUCUUUGGGAUGGCAAACACUCUGAAGGCAACAAGUGACAGAACAAAAAUAAUAGUGGGUGGUAUAAGCAAAAACAUGGAGUUCCUGGAAAAAAACGAACAUGACAUUUAA